Messenger RNA from Pseudozyma flocculosa PF-1, 2652 nucleotides. RefSeq lists its product as uncharacterized. Gene Ontology annotation, biological process: intracellular signal transduction; protein phosphorylation. Lineage: Eukaryota; Fungi; Basidiomycota; Ustilaginomycetes; Ustilaginales; Ustilaginaceae. The record is from RefSeq and is a predicted model, not a curated record. Gene Ontology annotation, molecular function: ATP binding; protein serine/threonine kinase activity. The coding region runs from base 1 to 2652 and encodes 883 amino acids. The transcript has a single exon.
AUGUUGUCUUCCAAGCCCAUGGAGCCAAUCUCGGUCCGGGAGGCGCCCGAAGAAGAGCGAGCUCCCGACGGCUCCUCGAUCGUCCACAUCACGACGGCGACGGGCAGCAUGAAGCUGCAAGAGAACCAGGACGCCCCGGGCUACACCGCCCUCUCUCCCCAUCUUAGCAAGUCCGACCACGCCGUGGGGUCCGCGGCUGCUCCCGCACUCAACAACGGCUCCCCCCAACCCACCGAGCAUGCCGAGAACCCGCUGCAGCCGGCCAUCACCGCGGGCCCCGUCGACACGUUUGUUGGCCCCAGCGCGGCUGCCAAUCGCGUUCGCUCUGAAAACCUCAAGCAAGCCGGCCUGAGCGUGCAGGCCGAUGCAGCCAACGUCGUCGCGCCCAUUGGCACCGGCGGUGAUCCGCUGCUCGACCACCCGCCCGCGGUAGGCGACUCGCGCUCGCACCCUGUUUCGCCGAUGCAGUCCGCUGCGACCCCCCGCUCGUCGCUCAGCCGCGCGCUGAGCGGCACCCAGCAGAGCAAGCGCCCCUCGACGGCGCAAGGCCCUGGGGCCAGCGGCCUCGCCAGCGCCCGCGGCGUUGACUCGGUCCAUGCCCAGGAUGCCAGUGCCUCGGCAGCUGGCGGCGCGACGCCCCCGCAGUUCAUCUUCCCCAAACUAGGGUCGCGCCGGCCCGCAGAGACGCGAACCUCGUCCUCUAACAAGAAGAACCUGCACUCGCCCAUCGACGGUCGUUCCGGCACCAACUCGCCCGACGACCAUGGCGACCACCCCGGCAGCGGUCGCUCCAAGAAGAAGGACGGCACGGGCCACCACGGUCCGCUGCACGACCUGCGCAAGUUCCUGCACAACCAUAUCGGCCACCACAGCGGCGAAUCGUCGCGCGGCGACAGCGGGCGCUCUGGCAUCGCCACGCCCCGGCGGCACGGCCGCGACUCGCCGCCGCUGGGCGAGGACCAUGCGCACCUCGCAAAGAAGUACGGCAAGUGGGGCAAGACGCUCGGCUCGGGCGCCGGCGGAACGGUGCGCCUCAUCAAGCGAUCCAAGGACCACACCACCUUUGCCGUCAAGGAGUUCCGGCCGCGGCGGGCGGGCGAAAACGAGAAGGAGUACAUCAAGAAGGUGACGGCCGAGUUCUGCAUCGGCAGCACCCUGCACCACAUCAACAUCAUCGACACGGUCGACAUCAUCAGCGACCACGGCCACUACUACCAGGUCAUGGAGUACGCCCCGCACGACCUCUUCAACGUCGUCAUGAGCGGCAAAAUGUGCCGGCAGGAGAUCUACUGCAUCUUCCGGCAGAUCAUCGACGGCGUCGACUACCUGCACUCGCUCGGACUGGCCCACCGCGAUCUCAAGCUCGACAACUGUGUCAUGACGACGGGCAACAUUGUCAAGCUGAUCGACUUUGGAACCGCCACCGUCUUCCACUCGCCCGGCAAGAGCAAAGUGGUGGCGACGGGCGUCGUGGGCUCCGACCCGUAUCUGGCGCCGGAGGUGCUGUCGCAGCAGACCUACGACCCGCGUCUGACGGACGUGUGGAGCUGCGCCAUCAUCUUCCUGUGCAUGAUCCUCCGCCGCUUCCCCUGGAAGCUCCCAGACGUCAAGAGCGACCCCAGCUUCCGGCUCUACGUCAAUUCGCAUCCGGAGCUCUGCGCGCCGCCCGAGCCGCAGUUUGCCUCCCGCUCCAGCACCAUGGACAGCGGCCGCGAUAGCGCCGCCGCCAGCACGCUGGCCUCGACGCCGGCCUCGAGCGUGCCGUCGACGCGCGUCACGUCGGCCGAGCUCGGGGCGCUGCGCAAGACGCUGGGCGUCACCGCCAUCGACGACGGCGCGAACCCCGAGGACACGGUGCAGAUCCGCACCGCCAAGGAGGCCGGAUACACGACGCCGCACGGCAUCCACUCGCACCCGCACUCGCCUUCGAUGAGCGACCACGAGGACGACGCGCCGCACCAUGCCAGCGGGCAUCAAAACAGCAUGCUGUCGCAGUCGAGCGAAGGCAGCGGCAGCGGCAGCGCCGGCGGGAUCGGCAGCGGCAACGGUGGCAUGGCGUCUCCGCUGCCAAUGUCGCCCGCCACGUCCGGCCCGGCGACGCCGUCCGACGAGACCGUCGGGCCAGACGGCCGAUCGCGGAUGACGCGGAGCGACAGCGUGUCGUCGGCCUCGUCGCAGACGACGUACACGUCGGGCGCAGCCGACAGCAUCUUCAGGCUGCUGCCGCGCGAAACCCGCUCGGCUCUCUCGCGGAUGAUGGCCGUGGAGCCGUCGAUGCGGUGCACGCUGGGCGAGCUGCUGCGGGGCCGGCGGUUCAGCGACCAGGACAGCCCGCUCACGCGGACGCCCGUCAUGUCGCGCUCGAACAGCACCGACAUGCUGCGCUCUGCGCUCGACGGUGCGCACCACGAGGCCGGCGGCCACCACCGCGGCAACAUCAGCACCGACGCGCACGCCGCGGGCCUCGGCUCGAUUGGGCUGAGCGAGUUUGAGGACGACGACGAUAAGGGCGACGAGUGGCUCAAGGGCAUCCGGACGUGCGCCCACGUUAUGCGCGAUGGCAAGCCCGGCGAGACGCCCGACCAUCCGCACGUCAAGGUCGCGGUCGAGGAGCAGAAGCGCAAGCACAGCCUCUUCCACCGCAAGGACUGA